UUGCUUCCCCGUAAUAGCAUUACCCGGAAAAAAAACAAAGUUGCGGAGGCGUGGAGAAUCUUGCGUGAAACCGCUCAAAAUUUGGCAUCAAAUCAACAUUUGACCAGGAGAAAUAUCUUGUUACACAUAUUCAUUACAAGCUACCAACAUGCCUAGGAUCGACAACGACAUUAAAUUGGACUUUAAAGAUGUCUUGGUUCGUCCAAAGAGAAGUACUCUCAAAUCAAGGUCUGAGAACCGAGUUAGUUAUGCUACAGCAAGUUCUUCAACAACAUCUUUUACGGUUGACCUCAUGCGGUCAUAUAACUUCAGAAACUCCAAACAGGAGUAUACUGGGAUACCAGUUAUGGCCGCUAACAUGGAUACAGUAGGCACAUUUGAAAUGGCAAAAACACUUGGAAGUUUUUGUGUGUUUACAUGUAUACAUAAACAUUACUCUAUAGCAGCCUGGAAAGAAUUUGCAGUAAACAAUCCUGAUGUACUAAAGUAUGUAGCAGCCAGUACGGGGACAGGAAAAGCUGACUUGGAGAAACUAAAACAAAUCAUUGAAGCUGUCCCAGGAAUAAAGUACAUUUGUGUAGAUGUUGCUAAUGGUUACUCUGAACAUUUUGUACAGUUUGUUAGAGAUGUCAGGAAAGAGUUCCCUACUCAUACUAUUAUGGCAGGAAAUGUAGUUACUGGUGAGAUGGUUGAAGAAUUAAUUUUGUCUGGUGCUGACAUAAUAAAGGUUGGCAUUGGUCCGGGUAGUGUGUGUACGACAAGGAAGAAGACUGGUGUUGGCUACCCACAGUUAAGUGCUGUGAUAGAGUGUGCUGAUGCUGCUCAUGGGCUAGGAGGACAUAUCAUAUCAGAUGGAGGUUGUACCUGUCCAGGUGAUGUAGCCAAGGCGUUUGGAGCUGGAGCGGAUUAUGUAAUGUUGGGAGGAAUGUUGGCAGGCCAUACAGAGUCUGGUGGAGAGAUGAUAGAACAGAAUGGAAAGAAGUUCAAGUUGUUUUAUGGAAUGAGUUCUGCUACAGCAAUGAAAAAACAUGCUGGAGGUGUAGCUGAAUAUAGGGCUUCUGAGGGAAAGACUGUUCAGAUAGAAUACAGAGGCGACGUGGAGACCACUAUACAAGAUGUACUUGGAGGUAUCAGAUCUACAUGUACUUAUGUUGGUGCUGGGAAGUUGAAGGAACUCAGUCGUAGGACAACAUUUAUACGAGUCACACAACAGUUAAAUGAAGUCUAUGCUGCUAAUACCAAAGAACAUUGAUCAUUUCUUAUGCUUACUCCAUUCCAGUUACCAGAAAUCCAAAUGCUUUCUGCCAAAAAUGUCUCUGAUCCCGGUUCUUUUUUAUUAAGUCUGGUGAAUCUCAUUUAUCAAUAACAUCUUUGUACUUUGUGAUUUAUAAUCAAAAUUCUGUUUUGAUUUUUUGGGAAAAUUCAGAUCAAAUUGAUACUGGGUGUUAUUUU
Mytilus trossulus (common blue mussel) is the source of this 1452-nucleotide messenger RNA. Its product is annotated as GMP reductase 2-like. The record is from RefSeq and is a predicted model, not a curated record. Bases 149 to 1252 code for a protein of 367 amino acids. Lineage: Eukaryota; Metazoa; Mollusca; Bivalvia; Mytilida; Mytilidae. Gene Ontology annotation, cellular component: GMP reductase complex. The transcript has 8 exons. Gene Ontology annotation, molecular function: GMP reductase activity. Gene Ontology annotation, biological process: nucleotide metabolic process.